Trichomycterus rosablanca is the source of this 789-nucleotide messenger RNA. It is a transcript of the gene il22ra2, whose product is annotated as interleukin 22 receptor, alpha 2. Gene Ontology annotation, cellular component: plasma membrane. The coding region runs from base 1 to 714 and encodes 237 amino acids. Gene Ontology annotation, biological process: cytokine-mediated signaling pathway. The record is from RefSeq and is a predicted model, not a curated record. Gene Ontology annotation, molecular function: protein binding; cytokine receptor activity. Lineage: Eukaryota; Metazoa; Chordata; Actinopteri; Siluriformes; Trichomycteridae. The transcript is spliced from 6 exons.
AUGCUGGUCCUGAACGCAGUGCUGCUGGCCCCCCUGCUGCUGUUGGACGCCCUGCCGCUCGCCUCUUCCUCGCACAGUAGUCCUCGUCCUCCUUUACCUCCUGAGGGCCUGGCGCCGGUCCAGGUGGAAUUCCACUCGCUCAACUUCAGGAACGUUCUGCACUGGAAAGCUCGUCCCAGCGGCCCGGACCACCUGCGCUACUCUGUACAGUAUAAAGUGUACGGAGAGGCGCAGUGGAGCACGUGUAAGCACUGCCAGGACAUCCAGAAACUAGAGUGCGACCUGAGCCAGGAGACGUCCGACCCGCGGCAGUGGUACUACGCCAGGGUCCACGCUCAGUCCACCACAGGACCGUCGGCGUGGGCGGUCAGCUCCAGGUUUUAUCCUCAGUGGGACACCGUCUUCAGUCCACCGCAGAUCAGACUGAACGUGACGGAGCGAGGCAUCGUGGUGCAGAUCCGCCCCCCACGGACCCCCUUACAGGGGAAGAGGAGCGGCAGGGUCUCCGUCACCAAACUACAGCGGCUGAAAUUCAGGAUCUACCUCACGACCGGAGAGGAGGAGACGAUCCACGAGGCCGCGGGCUGCAGCAAGAAGCUGGUGAUCGAGCCUUUAGAGUCCGGAACCACCUACUGCGCCCAGGCCGCCACCGUGGUCCCUCUGUCGGGCGUGGCCAGCUCGAGGAGUCCCAGAUCCUGCAUCAGCACGUCGUAGAUCCUCACACAAGGGUGAAGCUGCUUCUGGAUUGUUUGUAAAUAGAACCACACCUUCCAUCACCGGAGCGCCGAG